AUGCCCAGCGAGACACAGCAUCAGCGAGUCAUAUCUACCAAUGACUCUUGCUCGAGCUACGGCGGUCAGAAGGAAUACGAUCGCCUAAGCUGCGCCCUUUCGAGCUCGAGAGCUGCUCCGACGUGCUCGUCAAUGAGGCGCUGCAUGUGUUUCGUCUGCACGGCUAGUCCACGCCGUAACUCGGACCUCUCUUUUGCUCUCGCACGGACCGAGAGAGGAGAAUAUUCCAGUCUGCCUCUUGCCGUUGCAAAUCCUAGGUCAAAUCAGUACUUGCUGGUCAAAGGCCGCAAAGGUCAACCUACUUUAAUCUCAACAUCGAGUGGCUCGAUAGCAUUUUGCCAGAAUAUUGCAACGCCAAGCACUAUAGCGCCGACCUUGGAUAGCUCAAUGAUAUGGGGCCACGAGACUGUGAGCGUAUUCCUUCGGCUUUGCGUUGUAGAUGAUGCACGAAGAGCUCACAGUAGGUCAGCAUUUGCACUUUUCGCACCGCGCGCCGAUCGUGCGUAA
This is a messenger RNA of Mixia osmundae IAM 14324, 507 nucleotides long. RefSeq lists its product as uncharacterized. Bases 1 to 507 code for a protein of 168 amino acids. NCBI's taxonomy places the organism in Eukaryota, Fungi, Basidiomycota, Mixiomycetes, Mixiales, Mixiaceae. The record is from RefSeq and is a predicted model, not a curated record. The transcript has 2 exons.